AUGAAGUGGGCACUAUAUAUAUUCCUGUUGUUUUGUACCGUCAAUUGUUCCUCCUAUUUUAUUACUUUAAGGGAUAAUGAGUCGUUCGAUGACUUCUACGCCAAUGACAUGAAGUACCCUGAGCCCUUGAGAGUCAGAGACCAAAUAAGGAACAUUUUCACCAUUGGAAAGUUCAAAGGAUUUGUUGGGGACUUCAGCAAAACUGCAUUAGAGAGACUUUCCCGGUGCCCCUACGUUUCAGAAAUCACUCCUGAUAUCACUUUCAACGCUUUGGAAAUCCAGGUCCAACCCUAUGCUCCUCGUCACUUAGCCAGAAUUUCCCUGAAGAAAAAGCUCAAGAAAAACCUUGUGUUUGUGUACGAUGAUGUGUUUUCUGGGCAAGGGGUAAAUGCCUAUAUUGUCGACUCCGGCAUCAAAAUUGAACAUCCCCAAUUUGAAGGCAGGGCAUAUUUUGGGAGAGAUUUCACCGGUUUGGGCUCUGGGGAUACAAACGGACAUGGAACUCACGUUGCAGGGCUUGUGGGUUCCCAAACAUACGGAGUUGCAAAAAAUGUCAAUUUAAUAGAAGUAAGAGCGUUGGGAGAUGGAGGUUCAGGUUCAUUGAGUACAAUAAUUGCUGCUUUGGAGUUUGCUGUUAACCACAGAAGGAGAUCUGGGAAACCAGGUGUCGCAAACUUGUCUCUAGGCUCUGUUAGAAACAGUGUUUUAAAUAGGGCCAUUGACGCUGCUGUGGAGGACGACCUCGUGGUGGUCGCUGCUGCAGGAAACACUAAUACCAAUGCCUGCAAGUCUAGCCCCGGAAGUGCUAUUGGUGCUAUCACUGUGGGAAGUAUAGACGAUUCCAGCGACGCUAUAGCUGGGUUCUCAAACUGGGGUGAAUGUGUCGAUAUUUUUGCACCCGGUGCUGCAAUCAAAAGUGUUGACUACCAAGACCUUAAGGUACCCAAACUGUUGUCCGGAACUUCGAUGUCAGCUCCUAUAGUGUCAGGAAUUGUGGCCAAUUUACUAAGUGCUGGAGUUCCUCCUAGCGAUGUCAAAACCACCCUUUUAAAAAUGGCCACAAACGGCAAGGUCAAGCGGACUUCACUUCUCUUGAAAGGCCGAACUCCCAAUAAGAUUGCCCACAUGGGCUUGAAUCUCCCUGAUGCCUGGGAAGAUAAGGGAGAGGAGAAUUCAGAUGCUGACACCGACUAUGAAAGCGGUUCAGACACUAAGUAG
Messenger RNA from Yamadazyma tenuis ATCC 10573, 1218 nucleotides. Its product is annotated as S8 family peptidase. Lineage: Eukaryota; Fungi; Ascomycota; Pichiomycetes; Serinales; Debaryomycetaceae. Gene Ontology annotation, molecular function: serine-type endopeptidase activity. The record is from RefSeq and is a predicted model, not a curated record. Gene Ontology annotation, biological process: proteolysis.